CCCACCUGGCUAAGUUCAAAUUGUCCCCCGUAACAGUACAUAGUACGUACCUAGGUACUUAAGGCGCUAAAAACGCACGGGGCACUUAAACGGUGAAUGGACGGGCUCCUUGAUUGACGCAGCAGCCUGCGGCUUGUCUCAAUUCUCUUUCUACAUCACCACAGCAUCAACCGCCAAACCGACGAAUCUUUUCAUAAUAUCAUCGUCCCCUUGGCCCCAAGUCCUCUUCAUUUCGCCAACUCCGCAUCCAUCUCCAUCCAUUCAACCUACGCUUCCCCUUGACCUUCGACACUCUUAUCAGCGCCCACUUGUUCCGAACGCCUUUGUUAUCUUAUUCAGCCUGCGCAUUCAUUCACAAGCGGCCGUCAAGAUGAAUCCCGAGUAUGUUUGCCCCCUAUUCUGUUUUUAUAUAUCGUCCCGCCGCAAAUUACAUCGGCAUGAUCCUCUUCCAACACUAUCGACCUUAUAACAUAAAACAUCAUGGCAUCUCAUAAUACUCGUCAAGUGUCUGGUCUUCAGCCGGCGAACCAAGCCAAGCUCCAGGACGUCUUACAUCGCGAACCAGGUCCGCUAACUCGUCGUGUUCCUAGAUACGACUACCUCUUCAAGCUUCUCCUCAUCGGUGACUCCGGUGUUGGAAAGUCUUGUCUUCUGUUGCGAUUCGCCGACGAUACCUACACCGAAUCGUACAUCUCUACCAUCGGUGUUGACUUCAAAAUCCGAACCAUCGAGCUUGAUGGAAAGACCGUCAAGUUGCAGAUUUGGGACACCGCUGGACAAGAACGAUUCCGAACUAUCACCUCCUCCUACUACCGAGGCGCUCAUGGUAUCUGCGUUGUCUACGAUGUCACCGAUAUGGACAGCUUCAACAACGUCAAGCAGUGGCUACAAGAGAUUGACCGAUACGCUACGGAAGGUGUCAACAAGCUGCUCGUAGGCAACAAGAGCGAUAUGUCGGAUAAGAAGGUCGUUGAGUACACAGUUGCAAAGGAAUUCGCUGACAGCCUUGGCAUCCCCUUCCUCGAAACCUCAGCCAAGAAUGCCUCCAACGUUGAACAAGCCUUCUUGACUAUGGCCCGACAAAUCAAGGAACGAAUGGGAUCGCAAGCUACCACGAACACCAAGCCCGGCGUGCAAGUCGGACCUGGCCACAGUGUCUCGAACUCGUCCAGUGGUGGCUGCUGCUAAAGCAGCAAAUUUUGAUACCCUCGUACAACGGCAUCCUCACAUGCAUUUUGAUUUCCGAUUUCCUGGGACGGACUGGCAGUAGAGGCAUGCAUAUGGACAGGAUGGCAAGGUGGGAUGUGUUUACUUUCCGUUUUUGAUUGCGGAUAGAUGAAAUGGUCACUUCACUUUGGAUGAUUCCUACCUAAAUCGGCCCCAAAAUCGUUCUACGGAUAAAAAAAACAUCCCAAAUUCUGGCAUGUGAGAGCGGGUUCAUCUAAUGGUCGAGGAGUUGGGAAGAGGAGGCUCACGGCAAGGCUACUCUUCUCCCUCUUCUGUUCUCUCAUCGUCGUCGUCAUCAAUGUUACGUACUAAUGCGAAUUUCCUCUCAUGACUCCGGGCGAAGCCUGUUUGUACUAGAAUUUGUGUCCGGUUGCUUUUACUACUAGAACAAGAAACCUUCUCUAGCAUUUCUGCGGAAUGAAAUCGAGGUUUUAGAUGAAUUUUACUUGCUACUUUACGUUUGUGCUCAUGUGUAUCUUCUAUACGAGAUAGUAACGAAAUAGGGGAAAUAGGUGUUCUUUCGUUUGAGUCGUUUAGAAUCGUUAAGGUCUUCUAGUUCAUAGUUCUCUGUUCCUUCCGGUGUAACGUAUCUUGCAAUUCACGCACGUAUAAAAGUCUUGACGUUUUUAUCA
Messenger RNA from Hypoxylon trugodes, 1859 nucleotides. Its product is annotated as GTP-binding protein ypt1. The transcript has 5 exons. Gene Ontology annotation, molecular function: GTP binding; GTPase activity. Bases 481 to 1188 code for a protein of 235 amino acids. Lineage: Eukaryota; Fungi; Ascomycota; Sordariomycetes; Xylariales; Hypoxylaceae. The record is from RefSeq and is a predicted model, not a curated record.